Messenger RNA from Puntigrus tetrazona (Sumatra barb), 4028 nucleotides. It is a transcript of the gene cep85l, whose product is annotated as centrosomal protein 85, like. The transcript is spliced from 13 exons. The coding region runs from base 256 to 2502 and encodes 748 amino acids. Gene Ontology annotation, cellular component: centrosome. The record is from RefSeq and is a predicted model, not a curated record. Lineage: Eukaryota; Metazoa; Chordata; Actinopteri; Cypriniformes; Cyprinidae.
CUGAGAUCACAUCCUCGCGAUGCAGCUGCCAGCGAGUCGCACGGCGACUGUCGGUUCGUGACUCCUGCUCGGAUCUGCGACCUCGCGGGACCGCCGCGUCGAUUUCGGAUCGCAUCCGCAGCUUCUUCCAGUCGUCGGUGGCCAUGGAAUGCGGCUUCACUUAAAUACCCCCCCUCCUCCUCCUCCUCCUUCUUUUCGCGCGUUUUGUCUCGUUGUUGUCGGAUCUAUCGCCUCGGUGCGUGAAAACCGAGCGCCAUGUGGGCCAGGAACGAUUUCGAGGACGGAUUCGACGCUUAUAAGAUAGGUUCGAGCACGUCCUCUCCUGGAUGGGUCCCAGGCUGCGACUCGGCAUGGCAAGCUUCCUCUUCCGCCACUGGCGUUAGCAGCCGCGGACGCCGUCACAGCGCCGCCUCGGACAGCGGCGAUACCGGCAUCGGCACCUCGUGUUCUGACAGCGUAGAAGACCACUCCAGCUCCAGCGGCACAUUGUCCUUCCAGCCUCUGCGCUCUCAAGGUCCCAUCCCCACGGCCCACGUCAUGCCAUCUCCGUCCAGCUCCAAAGUCAGCGUGCCCUCGGCCCCCACGAGCCCCUGGAGCAGCUGCCAGCUCCCUUCUCCCCUCGACAGCCCCCUGGACAUGAAAGACCCCCGGCCCGUGCGCCGCUGGUCCUCCCUCACCCGUCUGACCGGCCAGGACAAGUCCAGCGCUUCCGGGAGACCGUCGUACCGCGUGGACCCUCACGGAUCCCUGGAUCGAGGUGUGCUCUACGGCUACCGGCAGGACCCUCUUUAUUCAGACGGCUUUCUCUCGGAGAGCCUGCACAAACUUUCCACCAACUCUGACUUUGCGAAGUACGACCUGGGCAGCAGUAACACCCUGGGGAAAACGGACUCGUCUUGCUCCUCUCCGCUCAAGCCCAGCACGUUAGACCUCACCUACAGUGCCUUACCGGAGAGCAAGACGCCCACCAUCGGCCUGACCGGGCCCGGGCAGAGAGGUCCCACGCUCAGGCACCAGGCCGUGGGAGGGUCGCCCAUCCAGCCAGCCGUACGGACUCAGAUGUGGCUGAGCGAGCAGAUGGAGUACCGGCCGGGGCCGGAGGGAUGCGGCUCGUGGCAGCAGGAGCAGCAGCAGCGAGAGCGGCUAAGACAGGAAUCUGAGCUCCCGCAGAUGCUGGGCGGGACGUCUCUUCCUGUCAAUACCCUGGUGAAGAUUAAGGAGGGGCUCCUGAGGCAGAGGGAACUGGAGAUUGACCGGCAGAAGCAGCAGAUCCUUCAGCUCCACGCCAGGAUCAGGGAAAACGAGCUGAGGGCGCAACAAGUCCUCCAAAACCAGAGGGGGCGCUACGACGACUCCUAUCUGCUCAAAGCAAAGGACUCUCCGUAUGACAGUCCGGUGUCCAGCCAGAGUCCGAAGUCUCAGCUGCCGGAGCGCGUGAGUCCUCUGUGCUGUGAGAACGGAGAGCUGGGCCGAAAGCUGGCUGCGGCGGAGCUGGAGGUCCUCCACCUCAGCGACUUCCUCAAGCAGAACACACAGAAAUACACUGAAGACAUCAAGAAGCUGGAGGAGAAGAUGAAGACGCGCGACCGUUACAUCAGCAGUCUGAAGAAGAAGUGCCAGCGUGAACAGGAGCAGAAUCAGGAGAAGCAGCAGCGCAUCGAGACGCUGGAGAAGUACCUGGCAGACCUCCCGUCGCUGGACGAGGUCCAGACGCAGGCCCAGCAGUUGCAGGAAGCGGAGGGGAAGAAGCAGGCGUUGGAGGACACCGUCGCCCGGCUGGAGAAAACCCUGGAGGAGAACCGACUUGUGCUGCAGGAGAAAGACGCCCUCAUCGAGACACAAUCCAAGCGGGAGAAAGAGCUUGUGGCUGCUGUUCAAAGCCUGCAAGAGAAAGUGGAGAAGUGCUUGGAGGACGGCGUGCGGCUGCCCAUGCUGGACCUGAAGCAGCUGGAAAGAGAAAACACUCGUCUGCUUGAACAACAGAGCCAGAGCAGCCUGCUGAUCGCCAGCCAGAAGCAGCAGAUUGACGAACUCACUCUGGAGAUGUCGGCUCUGGAAAAGAAGCUGCAGAGAGAGAGAGGAAUCACACAGGAGCUCCGCAAACAGAUCUUGGAGCGCGAAGAGGAGCUGGAAACCUUGUCCAAAACUCUUCAGCAGAGCCAAAGACGAGCGGACGAGGAGAUGCUGAAUGUGACCCCCGGGUCCUGUUUGAAGGAGGCCGGGCCCCUGCUGAAGGAGAUGUCCCUGUGUCUGCUGGAUCUGAAGGGCCUGUGCAGCGUCCUCACACAGAGAGCUCAAGGCAAAGAGCCCAACCUGGCCCUGCUGCUCGGUAUCAAAUCUAUGAGCUGCUCGGCGGAGGAGAGCGAGAAGCCGCUGAUGGAGGACGGCUUGCGGGCCAAGCUGGUGGAGGUUUGCCAGCUGAGGAAAGACAUCGACGAGCUGCGGACGGUCAUCUCGGACCGCUACGCGCAGGACAUGGGCGAAAACUGCGUGACGCAAUGAUGCUUCCCUUUCCACCCCGUCAGGACCGACGGAAGCAAACAAGGUCUUUCUGACCCCUAAAGGUCGGGGCCAAGCUGUGAAUCCAGUUUACAAGGACGUCUUUACAACAAGUUUCUCGUUUUGUUCGUUUUUUUUUUUGUUCAAAGGAGUUUGAAUGUUUUAUUGUAUUUAUUGAGACCCGUCGGGGUCGUCUUUGAGGGAAAGUAGAGCAAGCGGUGUCCUAAAGUGCCUCCUGUUUGUGACGUUCAGUGAAUUGUUUUACCCAAAGAAGCCGGUCCGUCCUCUUUAACAGCUACAGGUCGCAGGUCGACUUUCAGGAUCUUCUAACGUAGAAACCGCAGCUUCCUUCAUCGCCAACAUCCUACGUUUAGCGUAUCUGAGCUUCCGUUAAAACCCGUUUCGAAAUAAACGACAGCAGAGGAAUCCAGGUUAACCUAUCCAGGACGCCGAUUGAUUAAUUAGAAUAAAACACGAGCUGCUUUUUUUUAACGCCGCGGCGCAAGUUGCACAUGUCGGGUUUCGAAGGCAGAUGGGAAAACGGAACGUUCUGCGCUUCCUGCGACGUUUUAUAGGCUCCGGGUGACGUGCGUUUCUUAGGAACAUGGACGGAAUCAAUGCAAAACUCGCUCACUCAGGUAUUUUAAGAGUUUCUUUUAUUUGUCGCAGUUGAUCGAAAUGCUUUCAGAAGGGAUUUAAGUGUCGGUGAGUUCAUUUUAACCCAGAGCAGAAUUUUUUUUUUAUAGUCGAGCGGUGCGGUCAUGUCAAGCUUUGCGCGCGUAGUUGAGAUAUUUACAGUACAAACGUCUAUAUACGGCUUAUGUCUCGUGACUGCAUUUAAAGUAUAUUAAGCAUGGUUUCGUCAUUAUGUGCUCAUAAUAAUAUCUUGUGCAUGUGCAUAGGUUUAGUUAGUUUUCGUUUAAGGGAGGGAAUAGAUAAAAGGUCAAUUGUUAGACGUAUGCUGCGCUAUGCAACCUCACGUUAACCAGCAUUUGUUACGCGUUUCUGCACACAUGUAAUGUUAUUCUGUGCCUUUACGAAUCUAUGCAGAACCACUGUAUGACAUCCAAGGGUGUUUUUCAUAACUGGCAGAGACGAGUUUCUCUCGUAAAAAGGUGCAGGCGAGCUAAGCCAUAUUAGCAAGCAAUGCAUAUUUAUUCUCAGGCGGAGAGCUGCUCAGAACCAGAUGGAGAAUGUAUGCGGGGCUCUUCAUUGUGCUUUAGAGGACAGCGUGACCGCAUGCUAAAAACUGUGUGCGCGUGUAUAUAUAUGAAUAUAAAAGCAGCGUGCACUGAUUGACAUGACCCACUCACUGAAAGCUGCUGGUUGGCUGAACAGUAUGUUUUGAAUUUCCCAUCGGUCUUUCAAAUCUUCAGCUUUUAAUUUUCCAGCUAGAUUUUACAAAUGCCAAAGGUCUAUUUAUGUAAUGUUUUUUUUGGUUCUCAGAAGUAUUAACUAUUUUUCCAUUUUGUAAAAUGCUUUUCAUUUGUACAAAUGUCAAAUAAAGUAUUUUUAUAUAUACACACACA